Messenger RNA from Dunckerocampus dactyliophorus (ringed pipefish), 2089 nucleotides. It is a transcript of the gene slc28a1, whose product is annotated as solute carrier family 28 member 1. Gene Ontology annotation, biological process: nucleoside transmembrane transport. The transcript has 18 exons. Lineage: Eukaryota; Metazoa; Chordata; Actinopteri; Syngnathiformes; Syngnathidae. The record is from RefSeq and is a predicted model, not a curated record. Gene Ontology annotation, cellular component: membrane. Gene Ontology annotation, molecular function: nucleoside:sodium symporter activity. Bases 1 to 1968 code for a protein of 655 amino acids.
AUGAGGGAAAGCAAUAAUAUUCAACUCAAGAAUGGAAACCUGGCCAAUGGGAACGGAGUGUGCAACCAGGCGUUUGAAAUAGAGGAGGACUACAUAGCGGAUACUGACAGCAGGAAAAAGCAAGCCGAACCGUCUAGAAAGGGACUGGGCUCAUAUUUAAGCCAAAUUUCCAGGCCGAUUAUCGCCACCGAGGAUUACCUGAAAGCUCACUCCCAAACCUUCAAGUACACAAUCUUGGGCAUACUUGGAGCAGGAUAUGUGGCAUACUUUGUUACAGCCUGUGUUUUGGAUUUCCAGAGGGCCACAGCCUUGGUGGUCCUCACCUGUUUGGCAGUUGUGUCUAAGUCCUACGACCUAGUGAAGAAGUACAAAGGGGAAAGUAUCAGUCGUUGUUUCAGACCUGUAUUGAAAUGCUUCAAAUCCAAUUUAAGGUGGAUUAAAUGGGUCUUCAUCGUCAUCGUGGUGCUGCUGCUAGUGUUGUGGCUGGUGCUAGACACCAGGCAACGCCCUGAGCAGCUUAUCUCCUUCGGAGGCAUAUGCAUGUUCGUCCUGCUCGUGUUCGCCUGCUCAGCACACAGGACAGCGGUGACAUGGAGACCAGUGUUUUGGGGUCUUGGCUUGCAGUUCUGCAUUGGACUUUUUGUUAUCAGGACGCAACCUGGACUCGUUGCCUUCCAGUGGCUUGGACGACAAGUGCAGAUCUUCCUGGACUACACCAAAGAAGGUUCCUCGUUUGUUUUUGGAGAUUUGAUCGGAGGCAUCUUUGCCUUUCAAGCUCUGCCUAUCGUUGUGUUCUUCAGCAGCGUGAUGUCAGUGCUUUACUUCCUAGGCAUAAUGCAGUGGCUCAUUCUGAAGAUCUCAUGGGUUAUGCAGGUAACAAUGGGGACCUCUCCCACAGAGACCUUGAGCAUUGCAGGCAAUAUAUUUAUCGGCCAGACAGAGGCACCGCUGCUGAUUCGGCCCUACUUAAAGGACAUGACCAAGUCUGAGAUGCAUGCUGUCAUGACGGGGGGAUUUGCCACCAUUGCCGGAAGCGUCAUGGGCGCAUUCAUCUCAUUUGGGAUUGAUGCGUCCUCCUUGAUAUCAGCCUCUGUGAUGGCUGCUCCUUGUGCGUUGGCCAUGUCCAAGCUUUCUUACCCAGAGACAGAAGAGAGCCCCUUCAAGUCAGAGAAGAAUAUCAAAGUGGCUUGUGGAGAUGAGCAGAACAUCCUGGAGGCAGCCAGCAGUGGAGCAUCUGCAUCCAUAGGCCUGGUUGCCAACAUUGCAGCAAACCUCAUCGCCUUUCUCGCCAUCCUUGCCUUCAUCAAUCAAGCCCUGAGCUGGCUCGGAGGGAUGGUGGGGUAUCCUGAUGUCACAUUUCAGUUAUUUUGCUCAUACAUCUUCAUGCCUGUGGCCUUCAUGAUGGGAGUCCCAUAUGAGGAGAGCUUUACCAUUGCCGAGCUGAUUGGCAUAAAGCUUUUCCUCAACGAGUUUGUGGCCUACGAGAAGUUAUCUGCAUUGAAGACCAACAGACUCAACGGGCUGGACGCAGUUGUUGCCGGGCAAAGACAAUGGGUUUCAGUGCGAUCGGAAAUAAUCACCACUUAUGCUCUGUGUGGCUUUGCCAACUUCAGCUCCCUUGGCAUCAUGAUUGGAGGCCUCUCCUCUAUAUGCCCAUCUAGAAGAGGUGAUAUCUCAGGUCUGGUGCUGCGAUCCAUGCUGACGGGCACGUGUGUGUCGCUUGUCAAUGCUUGCAUCGCAGGGAUUCUUUUUGUCCCUCCACUCGACUGUGUGAACUUGUUCAGGGAGUCUGUUUUUAAUGGCACAGAUGCUAACGUUCAAACCUGCUGCAACGACCUCUUUGCUAGUGCUGUCAACAACGGGACAAUCUCAUUUGAAGGCUCGUGGAGCACAGUCGCAAACGCCACUGUGUUUUUGUCCAGGUGCUGUCAGUGCUGCAGCGUCCCUCAAGAUGUGCUUUGUAUGUAGAGGAAGCAAAACAUCUCUAUCCUUCUCACCAGUUCAGUUACACUGGUUUCCACUUUGGAUACUUAUGACACAUGUAUAAAUGUAGAUUAUGCAGCAGAAACACACAUUUGAUGGUUCUGAU